Rosa rugosa (rugosa rose) is the source of this 1815-nucleotide messenger RNA. RefSeq names its product glycosylinositol phosphorylceramide mannosyl transferase 1-like. Bases 216 to 1295 code for a protein of 359 amino acids. The record is from RefSeq and is a predicted model, not a curated record. The transcript is spliced from 5 exons. Gene Ontology annotation, cellular component: membrane. Lineage: Eukaryota; Viridiplantae; Streptophyta; Magnoliopsida; Rosales; Rosaceae. Gene Ontology annotation, molecular function: glycosyltransferase activity.
CAUUAGACCCGGCCCAAAUCUGAACCCGGAUGCAAUUUUUCCCCAAAUACAAACGCCUUCUGUGGCUCCCUCCAAUUCCCAACUGCCAUCUCCGGGUACGCAGUGGCGAAGUACUCAACUCCUCUCUCACUCUUCACCACCCUCACAUCUUCACAAUGUCAACCUCCAACCCAAACACCACCACCGUCUGAUCUCCCAAACCUUAACGCUUCCCAAUGUCCACAACCAUCUCCAUCCGCGACUCCGCCCCCACCGCCACUAUGGCCGCAGCCAUAUCCUCCUCCGACAUGAAUGGCGGAUUCUACUCCCCAGCCAAAGCCGCCACUAGACCCCUCUUCAGCCCACGCUUCCCUCCAUUUCAGCGUCUCCGCCACCUCUUUUGCGCGCGCAAGCUCAGACUCGUCGCCUCUGUUUUCCUUCUCUGCUUCGUCGUUUUCCUCUCCUCCAGGCUCAGCUCUCUCAUGGGCUGGCUCCCUCCCCAACCCAACUCCUCAUUUCCAAGGGGUGGUGGAUACACUGUUCUGAUAAACACAUGGAAGCAAAGCUCUGCUUUGAAGCAAUCGGUUGCUCACUAUGCCACGUGUGAUGGGGUUGCUUCUAUUCAUGUGGUGUGGUCUGAUAGUGAUCCGCCUUCGGAAACUUUGAAGUCUCGUCUUGAAAAGAUGGUGUUUUCAAAGUCAAGAGCAGCUCAAAAACCUGACUUUAGGUUUGGGAUGAGGCAGGAUGAGGAUUUGAACAACAGGUUCAAGCCGAUUGAGGGGAUGACAACUGAUGCUGUGUUUUCGGUUGAUGAUGAUGUGAUUGUUUCGUGUGACACGUUGGAUUUUGCUUUCGGAGUUUGGCAGUCUGCGCCGAAUGGUAUGGUUGGGUUCACUCCUAGAAUGCAUUGGAUUGAUGAGGAGAGUGGCGUGGCGAAUUAUGAGUAUGGGGGAUGGUGGUCAGUUUGGUGGAUGGGGACAUAUAGCAUGCUGCUUCCGAAAGCUGCAUUCUUUCAUAGGAAAUACUUGGAUUUGUAUACUUACGAUAUGGCCUCAUCCAUUCGUGAUUAUGUCACCAGGGAAAGAAACUGUGAAGAUAUUGCUAUGUCAUUGCUUGUUGCUAAUGCCACCGGUGCACCUCCGAUUUGGGUGAAAGGGAAGAUGUACGAGCUUGGAUCUUCAGGAAUUAGCGGUCUGAAAAGGCACAGCAAGAGUCGCAACAAGUGCCUCAAUGAUCUCAUCUCCCUCUUCGGAAGAAUUCCCCUUGUACAAACUAACGUUAAAGCUGUCGAUGCCAGGUUUGAAUGGUUCUGGUAGUUUCAGUUCUGUAACUUGCCUUCUUUCCACCUUGUAGUUUAGUACAUGUAUAUGCUCUCUUGAGACAAGGAUGAUAUCUCUACAGUAAAGAUUUGGUCCUAUAGAUUAUCUUCCAAAAUUCAUUUGUUUAACCUUUAAGUGCCUUCAAAACCAAUCAUUAAGAGAGGUUUUCGACACAGAAAGUACCGUCCAUUUCUUGCUGCAAAAGCAAUAGAAAUGGUUCAUGAUCCAUGAAUCUAAACAUGACAAAACUGGAUGAGGAGUAUGCCCCAGCUAGCCACAUGGAAACUUCGUGGCACAUGUGAAACUCUUUGUUUGGUUUUUGAGCAAUGACAGAAGGUUGUGGUCGAAAACUACGUUGUAUAAUAUUUUUCUAAGAUUCUUACACAUAGAUUUUAUUGGUCAGGCUGUUUUAGAACUAUAUAUUCCCCAUCUUCCUCCAUUAAAUAUCUAAUUCCUCUGGAUUAUAUAAUCUGUGUUCUUACUUACUGAUUUGUAUUUUGCGGGAAAGUAAUCAAAC